Wasmannia auropunctata (little fire ant) is the source of this 612-nucleotide messenger RNA. RefSeq lists its product as uncharacterized. The transcript has 2 exons. NCBI's taxonomy places the organism in Eukaryota, Metazoa, Arthropoda, Insecta, Hymenoptera, Formicidae. The record is from RefSeq and is a predicted model, not a curated record. The annotation marks the transcript as partial.
AUGGGAGAUGGCAUAUUAAAUGAUUCCAAUGAUAACAUACAACUACCGAAUUGUUGUAUUGCAUCUGUUAAUGCCGAUAUUGUAGAAAAUAUAUAUGGUGAUUUAAUACGGAAUAAAGAAUUUAAUAAAAUGGCUAAAUGUGCGAUACUUUCUGCAAGAAAUGCUGAUGUAGAUGAAAUUAAUAAACGAGUUGUCGAAUUAUUAGAUACUUUUGAAGAACGAAUAUAUACAAGUAUAGAUAGUACUGAAAAUUGCAGUGAUAAUGGUGACAUUAGUGAAACUUUACUACCAGAAUAUUUAAAUACUUUGUCUCCACCAUCUCUUCCUCCUUAUGAAUUACGUUUAAGAAAAAAUUGUAUUAUUAUGUUGAUUAGAAAUCUUAGUAUUAAUGAAGGUCUUUGCAAUGGUACCAGAUUAAUGGUUCUAGAACUUGCUGAUCAUUUAUUAAAAUGCAAAAUCUUAACAGGCGAUAAAGGACAGACAUUUGACAGAAUAGGAAUAGAUCUUCGCAAAGAUGUUUUUAAUCAUGGACAACUUUAUGUUGCUUUUUCACGAGUACGUUCUUGGCAAGCAUUAAAAGUUUAUCUUGGCAAUCAACGAGAUAAUGAACAA